GAAGGAGCCAUCUAAAGCUGCAGUUUCGCUAACGAUGUCAGACGCUGACAUUCAGUUUUACACUGGCAUUUCAAGGGAUGCAUUUUUGUCUCUAGUCGAAAUGGUAUCCUUAAUGACAACAGCCAACUCACGAAUCCCUCUUGAGGAUCAACUACUCCUCUCUCUAAUGCGGCUACGUCUGGGCCUCCUUUAUGGUGAUCUCGCCAGGCGAUUUUCCAUAUCUGUUACUCGCAUUUGGGCUAUCUUCGAUAAGAUACUUGGAAUCUUAAAGAAGAUUAUGACGUAUAUCGUGGUCUGGCUGCCACGUGUACGCAUUCAGAGCACCAUGCCAGCAUCUUUUGUAGAGAAUGGCUAUGGCAGGACAACGUGUAUCUUCGGUUGCGCAGAACUCACCUUGCAGAGGCCACGGAAGUUAAUGGCCCGUGCGCAAACGUACAGUGCAUAUAAGGCUGCAAACACUUUAAAGUUUCUUACUGUGAUUGCACCUAAUGGGCAUCUCAUGUAUGUUUCUGAUGUUUACGGAGGGAGAGCCUCUGAUAAGCACAUCGUUCGGACCUGCGGGGUUGAGGACUUCCUACAGAGAGGAGACGAAAUCAUGGCUGAUCGAGGCUUUGCACUCGAAGCUCACUUGGAGGCCAGGGGGAUCAAGUUGAAUGUGCCUGCAUUCACGAGGGGAAAGCCCCAACUGUCGGAGACUGAGGUGACUAAGACUCGACGUAUUGCGUCUGUGCGGAUCCACGUGGAAAGGGCCAUUAACCGCAUCAAAACAGUUGCCUCCUCCUUGUCGGUCACUCCGAUUGACUCCAGUCUCCAGAUUCGUUCCAAGCAGUUCAUAGUUUCAGAUUCCACCACCAAUGUUCUCAGGGCUGUCGUCUGCAUGCAAUGUGCGUCAUGAAGCAUUGCCCCUCCCAAGGUCUGGGAUAAUCCGUUCCAAGGUGUUCUCGUCUGCUCCGAGCUUUUCCUCGAAUGGUUUGAAUUUUCCUGUCACAAGGUCCCAGUGAUGCUCCAAGCCGAUAAGAAGCUGAACGUUGCUUCGUUGCUUGUUGCAAGCGUAAUAAUCCACGCUAAGUUCAUCGCCCGAGUCAAGGUCAGGGGCAACAUUCUAAAUUGAGGACGUAGACCGCACAGGCUGGCCCAGUCAGGCGUCGUCUUUGUCGUCUUUUUAUUUACUAUGGUGGCGCCCUUUUGUGUACAGCGCCAGCGUCGGAAGGAAUUGGAUACUUCCUCUUGCUGAUGGCUGACACGCUGACACCGGUAUCCAACUCGCAUGCGUUGACGGCAACUUCGACACGCAUUGGCUCUGGUCUGGUCGCUUGAAGCACCCAAAGGUCGUAC
Ixodes scapularis (black-legged tick) is the source of this 1335-nucleotide messenger RNA. RefSeq lists its product as uncharacterized. Lineage: Eukaryota; Metazoa; Arthropoda; Arachnida; Ixodida; Ixodidae. The coding region runs from base 35 to 895 and encodes 286 amino acids. The record is from RefSeq and is a predicted model, not a curated record. The transcript has 3 exons.